AUGAUGAUGAUGAUGAUGAUGAUUAUGAUAGCGGGAUUCGUGGAAUCUGUAACAACACCCAUCAAGACUUGGUUAGACACGAUUCUAAACAGUCAUAACACCACCAAUAUGGUGUUGAAGGAACUUGGUGUCGGUAGCUCUCCAGUUGACUGCGUCGUGUGCAUGUCGAAGGUGGCAUUGGGAGAAAGGGUGGCAAUGCUAGAAAGGUGCAGUCAUGGGUUUCAUGUCAAGUGCGUUGAAGCAUGGUUGAAAGAGCAUCCAAACUGCCCACUGUGCAGAACCCCUGUAUAUCUCUGGUGUCCAUGA
Molecule: messenger RNA, 306 nt
Organism: Lactuca virosa
Lineage: Eukaryota; Viridiplantae; Streptophyta; Magnoliopsida; Asterales; Asteraceae
Source: the annotation of a GenBank genome assembly